GAUAAAACGAGGCGCAGAGAGCGGACUGGGGCAUUUCUCCCCGAGAUGGCGGGUCUGAGAACUGCAGCCCUGCGGCCCGGAGUCCUGCUGCUCCUGCUGUCUGUCAUCCACCCCUCGCAGCCUGGAGGGGUCCCAGGUGCUGUUCCUGGUGGAGUUCCCGGAGGCGUCUAUUACCCAGGUGCUGGUCUCGGAGGUCUGGGAGGAGGAGCUCUGGGGCCUGGAGGCAAACCACCCAAGCCAGGGGCUGGACUCCUGGGGGCGUUCGGACCAGGUGCCGGUGGGCUUGCGGGCGCUGGCCCUGGGGCAGGGCUGGGGACCUUUCCUGCAGGCACCUACCCGGGGGCUCUGGUGCCUGGUGGAGUGGCAGGGGCGGCUGCGGCCUACAAAGCUGCCAAGGCUGGCGCUGGGCUUGGCGGCGUUGGUGGACUUGGUGUUGGCGGGGUCGGCGGCAUUGGUGGUGUUGGCGGCCUAGGAGUGUCUACAGGUGCGGUGGUGCCGCAGCCCGGAGCUGGAGUUGGAGUCGGAGUCGGAGCCGGAGGGAAGCCCGGGAAAGUGCCUGGUGUGGGUCUGCCAGGUGUCUACCCAGGUGGAGUGCUCCCAGGCACAGGAGCUCGGUUCCCAGGUGUGGGGGUGCUCCCCGGGGUUCCCACCGGAACAGGAGUCAAGGCCAAGGUCCCAGGUGGAGGUGGACCUUUUGCUGGAAUCCCAGGAGUUGGACCCUUUGGGGGCCAGCAGCCUGGAGUCCCGCUGGGGUACCCCAUCAAGGCUCCCAAGCUGCCAGGUGGCUACGGACUGCCCUACAGCACUGGGAAACUGCCCUAUGGCUACGGGCCGGGAGGAGUGGCUGGUGCUGCGGGCAAGGCCGGGUACCCGACAGGGACAGGGGUUGGCUCCCAGGCUGCAGCAGCAGCAGCUAAAGCAGCUAAGUAUGGUGCUGGAGGAGUCGGGGUUCUCCCUGGUGUCGGAGGUGGUGGCAUUCCUGGUGGGGCCGGUGCCAUUCCUGGGAUCGGAGGCAUUGCAGGGGCAGGGGCUCCUGCUGCUGCUGCUGCUGCUGCUGCAAAGGCUGCUGCUAAGGCAGCUAAAUACGGAGCUCCAGGAGGCUUGGUGCCUGGUGGGGUCCCAGGUGUCGGGGUCCCAGGUGUCGGGGUCCCAGGUGUCGGAGUUCCAGGUGUUGGGGUCCCAGGUGUUGGAGUCCCAGGUGUUGGAGUUCCAGGUGUUGGAGUCCCAGGUGUUGGAGUCCCAGGUGUUGGAGUCCCAGGAGCUGUGUCACCAGCUGCAGCCGCUAAAGCAGCUGCCAAAGCAGCCAAAUACGGGGCCAGAGUGGGAGGAGUUGGAGGCCUUCCCACUUUCGGGAUUGGUUACGGUAUCGGAGCUCUCCCUGGAGCUGUCCCUGGAGCCGUCCCUGGAGCUGUCCCCGGAGCUGUUCCAGGAGCUGGCCUUUCCCCCGCAGCUGCAGCCCAGGCAGCAGCCGCCGCCAAAGCAGCCAAGUACGGUGCUGGAGGGGUAGGAGGCUUGGGAGGGCUGGUGCCAGGCGUCGGAGAUGGAGUAGCAGGUGUGCCAGGCACGGGAGGGGUGCCAGGAGCAGGGACCCCAGCCGCUGCAGCCGCCAAAGCCGCCGCCAAAGCCGCCCAGUUUGGAUUAGGCCCUGGUAUUGGUGUGGCUCCUGGUGUGGCUCCUGGCGUGGUUCCCGGUGUGGCUCCCGGCGUGGUUCCCGGCAUUGGCAUUGGCCCCGGCGGUGUUACAGGAGCAGGGGCCCCAGCUGCAGCCAAGUCCGCUGCUAAAGCAGCUGCCAAAGCCCAGUACCGGGCUGCAGCUGGGCUUCCUGCUGGCGUUCCUGGCUUUGGAGCUGGUGUCGUUCCUGGCUUUGGGGCAGGUGCAGUACCUGGAUCCCUGGCUGCAGCUAAAGCAGCCAAAUAUGGAGCCGGAGGGUUGGGGGCUCUUGGUGGAGCAGGUGUCCCAGGCGGUGUGGUAGGAGCUGGACCUGCUGCUGCAGCUGCUGCCGCCAAGGCUGCCGCCAAAGCUGCCCAGUAUGGCCUCGGGGGAGCCGGAGCCCUGGGAGUCGGGGGGCUCGGAGCCGGGGGAGUCAUCCCAGGGGUUGGGGGCUUUGGAGGUGUGUCCCCAGCUGCAGCCGCUAAAGCAGCCAAAUAUGGAGUUGCAGCAAGACCUGGCUUUGGACUGUCUCCCAUUUACCCAGGUGGUGGAGUCGGGGCCCUGGGAAUUGGCGGUGGGGCCUGCCUGGGGAAAUCCUGUGGCCGGAAGAGAAAGUGAGCUUCCCAGGACCCCUGACUCACGACCUCAUCAACGUUGGUGCUACUGCUUGGUGGAGAAUGUAAACCCCUUGUGACCCCUCCCCCACUCCCCUUCCCCUGUCCCCACCCUGGGAGGGGCCAGGCCAGGCUGGGUGGCCCUGGAAAUCCACAAAGCAAGGACACAAGAGUGGUGGCCGGUGGGCCCCAGGAAGCCCCCCACUUCAGAGGCCGGGGACGGGUGGGCUCGGCCCCCUGCCUCCACCCCCUUCCCACCCAGGAGCUCCCCCUCCUCACACUCUCCAUCUCCAGGGGAACUUGGUGCUACACGCUGGUGCUCUCAUCGUCCUGGGGGGAGGGAGGAGGGAAGGGCAGCCCCUGGGGAACCCCUCCCCGGGGCUCUUCUGAAGAUGGUGCAGACACUUCCUGGGCAGCCCCCUCGCCCCCUGCCCACCAGAACCUCCCCUAACCUUGGCUGCGGUCCAGUUGGUACCCAAGCACAAAAAGCCUCAAGCUGGAUUCGGUCAUACCACCUCUUGGCCCCCUUGCCCCCCACCUAUUCCCCAUGGCUGGGACCCCUUCGGAUCGUAACACCCCACCCCCACCCGCCAUUGGGAAUAGCCCUCUUGCUCUUGUGGAACUCACCCGGCCAUCGGCCCAUCCAUCCGUCACCCCAGUUGAACGCCCAGCACCACUAGCUAGCUGGGUGCCACCACCAUCAACCUGGUGGACCCGUCCUGGCGGCCUGUGCCCUGCCUCCACCCCCCUCACCCCAUCACCCCCAUGAUGGGGCCUGCGCACCCCGGGUGUGAGGAGCCGUGCCAGCUGAGGCGGCAGGAAUCCCCUCCCCAACCUGGGCCCCCCCCCCAUGCAGUACUGUAUCCCCUAGCCCUCCCUCGAGCCACUGUAUUUCAGAGCAUUUCCCGCCCCGGCCCCGCCCAUCUCUUUGUGUCUCGCUGUGAUAGAUCAAUAAAUAUUUUAUUUUUUGUCCUGGA
Messenger RNA from Suricata suricatta (meerkat), 3241 nucleotides. RefSeq names its product elastin (gene ELN). NCBI's taxonomy places the organism in Eukaryota, Metazoa, Chordata, Mammalia, Carnivora, Herpestidae. The transcript is spliced from 35 exons. The coding region runs from base 46 to 2268 and encodes 740 amino acids. Gene Ontology annotation, molecular function: extracellular matrix structural constituent. The record is from RefSeq and is a predicted model, not a curated record.